CCGCCGAAGGGAAGCAAAGACCAUAAAAACCGAGAAGAAGAAGAGCGAAAUUAACCUAUUAACUUGUAAAGUUUUUUCACAAUUUGAAAUUUAUUAAUUUUUCAAAUAGAAAAAAAACUGUUCUAGCUCCAUAAUGAUUUUACGUAAAUUUGGUGGCUUGAUAGAGCCUCUUAAAUCAUGCAACUUCCAAGGGCUGCUUUUUUUUACUUCUCGUGAGGUGUGUAAGUUCUCUACUGAACCAGUUAAGUCUGUGUCUGGCAGUGAUAGUCUUGAAGAUAAAACCAAAAAAAUUAGUAAAGCGAUGAGAGCAUACCUACAAAGAGCUAACGAACAUGAUGAAUUUAUGAAGAAACAGAAAGAGGAAUUUCAGAUUGGAAAAAGGCAUCUGGCUAAUAUGAUGGGUGAAGAUCCUGAGACUUUCACCCAAGAAGAUAUAGAUAAUGCUAUUGAAUAUUUAUUUCCAUCUGGACUUUAUGAGAAAAAGGCAAGACCUCAUAUGAAACCUCCAGAGGAAGUAUUUCCUCAAAGAAAGGCUGCAGAAUUUGAUGAAACUGGAAGGCCACAUCAUUUCCUAUUUUAUACUGGAAAACCAAAUUUUUAUCAAAUGUUAUAUAAUGCAGUUCAAUACAUGAAUGAUAUUGAAAAAUUUGAGGAUACCAUGAUUCGAAAAGGAUUGACUCCAGACCCAAAUCUCACCCUAGAACUGUCUGGUUAUCAAUGGCUAGACAAAGGUGUUUUGGAAAAAAAACUGAUGGAAUCCUUAGGAGACAAAGACUACGAAAAUUUUGUUAGUACCUUUGAACGAUUGUGCCAGUUACCAUAUUCAUAUAAGGCCAAGGAUUUUAUUUUUGAAUUCACGAAGCCACUCAUGAAUCAAAUAAAGACUUAUGACGCCCCAAAAGCACAAUAUGAUUCAGAUGGUCGAGCAUAUGUUACAACAUAUGAGUGUUUGAGAAAAACUGCUAGAGGUGACGUUACUAUUAGAAUGCCAGGUACAGGUAAAAUCACUAUAAAUGGACAGGAUAUGAGUUACUUCAGUGACGUGCAGUCAAGGGAACAGUUACUUUUUCCUUUAAUUUUCUCAAACAUGUUGAAUAAAGUUGACAUCGAGUGCAACAUUGUAGGCGGAGGAACAUCUGGACAAGCAGGAGCUUUAAGGUGGGGUAUUGCCUGGGGACUAAGAAGCUUCGUGGAUAAAGAUACGAUUGAGAAAAUGAGAUUAGCGGGUCUUUUGACAAGGGACUACCGUACAAAAGAGAGAAAGAAGCCAGGACAAAGGGGAGCCAGAAGAAAAUACACCUGGAAGAAACGUUAAUAUUAUACAAUUGUUGGAUUAUUAAAAUGAAAAACUAAAAA
Leptinotarsa decemlineata (Colorado potato beetle) is the source of this 1356-nucleotide messenger RNA. It is a transcript of the gene mRpS9, whose product is annotated as mitochondrial ribosomal protein S9. Gene Ontology annotation, cellular component: ribosome; mitochondrial small ribosomal subunit. Gene Ontology annotation, molecular function: RNA binding; structural constituent of ribosome. The record is from RefSeq and is a predicted model, not a curated record. NCBI's taxonomy places the organism in Eukaryota, Metazoa, Arthropoda, Insecta, Coleoptera, Chrysomelidae. Gene Ontology annotation, biological process: translation.